AUGUACCAUUGCCACAACAACUAUGUGAACAACGAACAAACAGAAAUACAUCAAACGCCGAUCAUGGGGCUUAUCGUCAACAACGCGAACAACUCGCUGCGGGUCUGUCUGACUGUCCUCAAGGUCGUAGGCUUCCUGACCCCACCACAGACUGGGAUCUACAGCUUCUUCCUAUCGGUGUAUUGCUUUGCUUCUUUCAUGUUCUUAGUCGGAGGUAUCAUAAUAGCUCAAACUGGUGCCAUGUUUCAAAUUUGGGGAGACCUGGCUCUCAUGACGAGUGCAUCAUUUCUGCUGUUCACUAACUUGGCGUUUGCUCUCAAGAUCAUAAACGUGGUGGCGAGGAGGCGACAGAUACAGGACAUCAUUGAUGAUGCUGAUGAAGUACUCGUGGCUGAGGACAGGGAGGAAGGGAAGGAAAUUAUUAAGAGCUGCAAUAGGGAGACCACCAGGUUUUUAUGCAUGGAAGUACUGCUGUCUCUGAUCACAGUGCUCGGCUGGGCAGCCAGUGCUGAGAAGGACCAGCUUCCUCUUCGAGCAUGGUAUCCAUAUGACGCUUCCAAGUCUCCUGCAUAUGAACUAACAUACUUUAAUCAGGAUUUACUGACUUCUGACGAAGAGAAAAUAGUUCAAUCUCGCUUGCGGCAGUGUGUUAUCAAACACGAGGCUGCGUUGAAGUCGACCAGGUUGAUACAGAAGUGCUUCUCAUACCCUAUCCUGGCGCAGUUUACCGUGUCUGCCGUCAUCAUCUGUGUUACAGCAUACCAGCUGGCCAUGGAAUUGGACAACGGGAACAGAGUCCGGAGUAUACCAAUGGCGACCUACUUGCUAUGCAUGAUGCUGCAAGUAUACAUCUACUGUUAUCAAGGAAACCAGCUAACAGAGGAGAGUUAUGAGAUAGCGGGAGCUGCGUACGAGUGUCCGUGGUAUAAAUGUUCCCUGCGCCUGCGACGGUCCCUGCUAAUUGUCAUGUUGCGCACGCGAUGCGCUGUACAACUCACUGCUGGCGGAUUUAUGACGCUCUCUCUUUCAUGCUUCACCUCAAUCAUAAAGGCUUCAUAUACUUUUUUCACGGUGCUCAAGCAAGUUGAAGACAGAAAUCCGAAGUAA
Spodoptera exigua (beet armyworm) is the source of this 1107-nucleotide messenger RNA. The record is from the annotation of a GenBank genome assembly. Lineage: Eukaryota; Metazoa; Arthropoda; Insecta; Lepidoptera; Noctuidae.